Molecule: messenger RNA, 525 nt
Organism: Uloborus diversus
Lineage: Eukaryota; Metazoa; Arthropoda; Arachnida; Araneae; Uloboridae
Exons: 1
Coding region: 1-525 (174 amino acids)
Source: RefSeq, a predicted model, not a curated record
AUGUGGAAAUAUUUUACACAUCAAAAUACAUACAAUUUUGUUAACGUUAUUGGAGAUUUAGUCAAGAGUUAUAAUAAUACUUAUCACUCAACCAUUAAGAGAGCUCCAGUAGAAGUUAAUACUGAAAAUGAAAGUGAUGUAUGGUUUACAGUUUACGGCAAUCUAUAUGAUAUAAAACGAAAACCAUGCGUUUUCAAUGUUGGUGAUGUUGUACGUAUUUCAAAGCAAAAGCUUACUUUUGAGAAAGGGUAUGAAGCAAAUUGGACUGAGGAACUAUUUAUCGUAACAGAGUGUGUUAAGCGACAUCCUCCGGUAUAUCGAGUUAAAGAUUUACUAGGAGAAUCUAUUCAGGGCACCUUUUAUUCACAAGAACUACAAAAAGUAAAACUUAAAGAAGAUUAUACGAUUGAAAAAAUAUUGAAAAAGCGAGUCAGGAAAAAUAAAACGGAAUAUUUUGUUAAGUUUCGGGGUUAUCCUGAAAAAUUUAAUCAGUGGAUUACAGCUUCUAAUUUAUCAUCUCUAUAA